Molecule: messenger RNA, 3550 nt
Organism: Anopheles nili
Lineage: Eukaryota; Metazoa; Arthropoda; Insecta; Diptera; Culicidae
Product: phosphatidylinositol 4-phosphate 5-kinase type-1 gamma-like
Exons: 15
Coding region: 20-3550 (1176 amino acids)
Biological process (GO): phosphatidylinositol metabolic process
Molecular function (GO): phosphatidylinositol kinase activity
Source: RefSeq, a predicted model, not a curated record
CUCGUAAUUAGAAGAGGCGAUGGCUUCCGGGGAUACGGCCGCCAUCGAUACCAUCGACGUAGAGUCGGCACUGUCUACGAAAAAUUCCGAGUAUACCAGCAGCAGCAAGGACCAGCAACUGGAACUAGAUGAAUAUGGAAAAUUCAUCAAGGACACACCGGGAAAAUUCAUCAUGGCAGACGGGAUGUCGGGCGAACAGUCGUUGGCCUCUCGGCCACACCGGCCGAAAUCGGACAAGGAGCGCAAAAUUGGUCAUCGGCGAGUUGGCGAGGGCGGUGAAAUUACGUACAAAAAAAUCCAAACCACCACCAUCAUGGGUUCGAUCCAGCUUGGAAUCCAGCAUACGGUCGGAAGCUUGGCAUCGAAACCCCGGCGCGAUUUGUUGAUGAUGGACUUUUGGGAGCUGGAAACGAUAUCCUUUCCACCGGAGGGAUCCAGCAUGACACCCGCGCACCACUACAGCGAGUUCAAGUUUAAAAUCUACGCCCCGAUUGCGUUCCGGUACUUUCGCGAUCUGUUUGGCAUUCAACCGGACGAUUUCAUGAUGUCUAUGUGUUCUGCGCCACUUCGGGAGCUAUCGAAUCCUGGUGCAUCCGGUUCGAUCUUUUACCUGACGGACGACGACGAAUUUAUCAUUAAAACCGUGCAACAUAAAGAAGGAGAGUUCCUCCAGAAGCUGCUGCCAGGGUACUACAUGAAUCUGAAUCAAAAUCCCCGCACGCUGUUACCGAAGUUCUUCGGCCUGUACUGCUAUCAAUGCAAUAGUAAAAACGUUCGAUUAGUCGCUAUGAAUAAUUUGCUUCCCUCCUAUGUUAAAAUGCACCUCAAAUACGAUCUCAAGGGAUCGACCUAUAAGCGGAAGGCAAACAAAGCGGAACGCUCGAAAUCCUCUCCCACAUACAAGGAUUUGGAUUUUAUGGAGCACCACCCGAACGGACUUUUUCUCGAAGCAGAAACGUACAGUGCGCUGAUCAAGACGAUCCAGCGGGACUGUCGGGUGUUGGAAUCGUUUAAAAUUAUGGACUACUCGCUGCUCGUCGGCGUUCAUAAUCUCGAUUCGGCUGUAAAGGAAAAACAAGAGGCUGCUGCAAAGGCUAGGUCAGAGGGCGAAUCGGAUUACGAGGACGCACCGGAAGCGGAUCAGUACAUGGUGCAAGAACGAGAGGAACAGCGAACGACGGCACUCAACCGCAGCAGGCACACAACCUACGGAAAGAUGCUGAUUAGGUCUAUCAACAGGCAAAGGCUUGUUGCGCAUUCGACAGCAAUGGAAAGUAUUCAGGCUGAAAGUGAACCAAUCGACGAAGAGGAUGAUGUUCCUCCUGGUGGUAUUCCGGCGCGUAGCGAGAAAGGUGAACGGCUGUUGCUCUUCAUUGGUAUCAUAGAUAUUUUACAAUCGUAUAGGCUAAGGAAAAAACUCGAGCACACGUGGAAAAGUAUCAUCCACGAUGGUGACACUGUGUCGGUGCAUCGGCCUUCCUUCUAUGCACAACGUUUUCAGGACUUUAUGGCCAAAACCGUUUUCAAGAAAAUUCCUUCACUGGAUCUGCCCGAGAUCAAAGGCAAUCAUAGAAAAUUUCGCACGUUGGUCACCAGCUACAUAGCGCUAAAACAUUCACCAUCCAAGAGAAAAAGUUUAUCGAAAGCCGCACAGAGAGCAAAAAAUGAAGAAACAGAUAGUCAACCGGUAGCUGGUAGUUCCCAUCAACAUCAUCAUCAAAAUCAGCAAUUUAAUCCAACGCAGACGCAUUUCAAUCAACAAACGACGGGGACACCAAAAUCAGAUGUAGAUACGUCUUCUAGUGUGCAUACGGCGGCUACUAUAACAACGACUUCAAGUAGCAGUGCUACUGCCGCAGGUGCAGGUGGUAAUGGUAAAACUGGUGGCAGCCUUGCAACAGGAAUGACCAGGGCUGGAGGUGGCGGCAGUGCCACCGUGACACCCACUAACAUGCCACCCCUGAAGAAGAAAACGACGGUCGUUAAGCAAAGCGUUCCACCCCCGGUUCCACCUCGUGGCUCGCCAAAAUUCAACAAAGCGAGUGGUGCGGGGUCGGGUCGACCCGGGGGUGUAUCCGGUUCGUUGCCAAGUCAGUCCAGCGGCCAACGGGGACGAUCCAGCGCAGGUAGACAACAACGGUCAUCACCACGUGACAAUCAAACCUGGAGCCACAAUAGUGCGGUAGCGGCCGAGCGCAGAGAUGACAAGGACGACUCCACUCAGCCACGAUCGACAACGCUUGAUCCACUGCAUGAAAAUGAAGCAGCUGAGCAACAGCUGCUUCCGUCCCCGAAUAAGGUGCUCAGUUGGCUUAGCAGUAAUGACUUUGGUGUGUCUGAGAAUGGUGACCAUCUGACGGAGCAUCUUUGUGGGACAAACAAUUCCAAUAGUCAUAACAUAAAGGGUGGCGCCAACCGACAAGAAGUAGCUAUCUCCGAAUUUUCUAUUUCUGUACCCAAAGUGGUUGCCGUUAAGCGAAAACCCCUGAAUGGUAACGGGCUGACAAGUAGCGUUAGAGAAAGAACUAAAACGUUCGAAAGAUUUUCCAGCCGCAACGGGAGUGGUUCCUCAGUGCAGCAAAUAAUUAGAAAUUACGAGCGAUCUGCUGCUUCGGCGACGGUUGGUCGAUCCGAGUCGAUGUACUCCCGGGUUCCUUGUCAUUAUUCCUCAAAAGAGCCCAGAAUCUUACCACAUCGCACCGUAAAACCAUUGUCGCCAACAAUACCCAUUAUCACAGAAACACUCGUGGAAGACGAGAAUAAUAACAAAUGCAUUUCUGAUGCAGAACCGGACAGCGGUUGUGCUCAAACGUUUGUUCCCAUGGCGCAGUUGUUGGAGCAAAACGAGGAUCUAACAAUGCACGAGAACGAUCAGUUGGUACUGGCGAAUUUAAAAAACGUUGUUAAAUCACGAUGCGAAAUGUUCAACGUCACACCUCGGUCAACAAUUGAAAGGAAACCGCCUAGCACCUCGAUACCGAAUGGUGGCAUAACCCUGAACACUGGAUCCUUGGAUAGACAUAAGAACCAAUACUCGACAGGACAUUCGAAGUCACCGAAAGUAAAACUCUCACGCUCGGUGAACACACAAGGCAAAGAUCGACAAUCGGAUCGACGAUCGGAUCAGGAAGAGAUUCAAAGAAAAAUUGAAGAAAUUGAGGCGGAAAUUCGCCAGAACGAGGAACGACUUAAACGAAUGCCAUCCAGGCGACGAUUAUGCAAGAAGGAGGCAAUUAUAACACCACCACCUGCACGUGUCACCGAAGAGCGUGCCUUUGAGUUUGGACGAACUCCUUGCCGUAACGACAGCUUUCUGUCCCUGUUGAAACCGAAAACACGUCGAAACAGUAUGCUUCCAAAUGGCCUAAUUGACGACAUGGUAACAGCUAAUGUAAACGUUGCAACGACGACAACGGGUCGACAUGACGAUGCAUUCCUUCGACAGCAAGAAAAAGCUUCGAUUAUCCGACAAAUCGGGCUACCACUGGACGAAAACCAUAAUCUGGAGAGCUACCUGGAACAGUUUAGCUUAGAAGGAGAGUUUGUGUAA